Messenger RNA from Acinonyx jubatus (cheetah), 910 nucleotides. It is a transcript of the gene GZMA, whose product is annotated as granzyme A. The coding region runs from base 57 to 842 and encodes 261 amino acids. The transcript has 5 exons. Gene Ontology annotation, molecular function: serine-type endopeptidase activity. NCBI's taxonomy places the organism in Eukaryota, Metazoa, Chordata, Mammalia, Carnivora, Felidae. Gene Ontology annotation, biological process: positive regulation of apoptotic process; proteolysis; negative regulation of oxidoreductase activity. The record is from RefSeq and is a predicted model, not a curated record.
GAAGAACUAACACAGAUUUUCAUGUUGACUGAUUUGAGGUGGGGAUACCAGCCACAAUGAGGAACUCCUAUACAUUUCUGGCAUCCUCUCUCUUGAUUGCCAUUUUUCUCCUGCUAAUUCCUGGAGAUUUCUGUGUAAAAAUUAUUGGAGGAAAUCAAGUGACUCCUCAUUCAAGACCCUACAUGGUGCUACUUAAAGGAGAAAGUAUCUGUGCCGGAGCUCUGAUUGAAAAAAACUGGGUAUUGACUGCAGCUCACUGUGUCCUGAACAGAACGUCCCAGGUCAUUCUUGGAGCUCACUCAAUAACCAAGAACGAGCCAGAAAAGCAGAUAAUGUUUGUUAAGAAACAAUAUCCCUAUCCGUGCUUUGACCAGGACACGCAUGAAGGUGAUCUUAAACUUUUACAGCUGACCAAAAAGGCAAAAAUUAAUAAAAAUGUGAGUACCCUCCGUCUUCCUAAAAAGGGGGAUGAUGUGAAACCAGGAACCAUGUGCCAAGUUGCAGGCUGGGGGAAAAUUCAUAAUAACUCACCUCAGUCGGAUACUCUGAGAGAAGUCAAUAUCACCGUCAUAAACAGAAGAAUCUGCAAUGAUCAAAAGCACUAUGAUUAUCAUCCUGUGAUUGGACUGAAUAUGAUUUGUGCUGGCAGCCUCAAGGGUGGAAAAGACUCGUGCAAUGGAGAUUCUGGAAGCCCUUUGAUAUGUGAGGGUACUUAUAGAGGCAUUACUGCCUUUGGCCUUCCAGGGAAAUGCGGAGACCCUCGAGGACCUGGCAUCUAUACUCUUCUCUCACAGAAGUAUCUCAACUGGAUAAAUAAGACUAUGAAGGGGCAGUUUAGAUAACUGUAUUUCAUUUCAUUUGCCAUCACUUGUUAAUGUUAUCAUAAAUAAAAUCAAUUUGUGUAACUGUA